Naegleria gruberi is the source of this 321-nucleotide messenger RNA. RefSeq lists its product as uncharacterized. The record is from RefSeq and is a predicted model, not a curated record. NCBI's taxonomy places the organism in Eukaryota, Heterolobosea, Eutetramitea, Acrasida, Naegleriidae. The coding region runs from base 1 to 321 and encodes 106 amino acids. The transcript has a single exon.
AUGUCGUUUCUCAAGUUGUUCAAAAAGAAGGAAGUUGAUGACCGCUCCUCUAGCAAUCAUGCACACAAACAGCAACAACAAAUUCCAACUGCUUCUGUGAUAAGUUCACCAAUUGCUACAAUUUCCGAACCUAAACAAGUUCUAGAUUCGUCCAAAGUUUCGAAUGAUGCAAACGAAUUGAGCUUUUCUACUCUUGCAAUUUGUUCCGAUAGGAAAGUAGAGAAGGUUAGUGAUUUGGCACCUCCUCUUCAUCUUUCCACAACUUUCUCUCUCGAUUCUGAUGUAAAUGAUGGAAAUAUUUAUUCACGUGUUCGUAAGUAA